AUGAGAGAAAAUCCCUAUGCCAAUGCAGGAAAGAAUCCAGAUGAAGUGAGCUAUGCGGGAAACAACUUUGUUAGAUAUACAGGUGAUACCAUUUCAAUGGCUCAGACACAGUUGUUUGCAUGGGAAGCCUAUGACAGGGGAUCUGAAGUGCAUCUGCAGGCCGAUCCUACCAAACUAGAGCUCUUGUAUAAGUCCUUCAAGGUCCAAAAAGAAGACUUCAAAGAACAGCAGAAAGAAAGCAUCCUGGAAAAGUAUGGUGGCCAAGAACAUUUGGAUGCUCCUCCAGCUGAAUUGCUUUUAGCUCAGACAGAAGACUAUGCGGAGUACUUAAGGCAUGGGACAGUACUUAAGGCAAAGGACAGGAGCGGGCUGUCGCCUGCUCCAAAUAUGAGGAGGAUGUGA
Molecule: messenger RNA, 402 nt
Organism: Pipistrellus nathusii (Nathusius's pipistrelle)
Lineage: Eukaryota; Metazoa; Chordata; Mammalia; Chiroptera; Vespertilionidae
Source: the annotation of a GenBank genome assembly